GCAGAGAGAGGAGGAUAGGCGGAGAGAGUGAAACCCCAUAAUGCACUGCAUGCUGCAGGGCUGAAGUCGUGCAGAUUCAUCAGUUCCUGUUUGAGGGGUUGUGUGUGUGUGAGCGCACACGCAGCCAUACACCAAGACCGAGCACAAGAGAAAUAACACAGAGAAGCAGGCAGAGAGAAGUGCCUUCAUUUGCUGACCCUUGAGGCUGUUUGGCUCCACUGAAGCUGCCUGUGCCUCUGUGCCUGUCCAUGUCUGCCGGAGCUGCCAGCCACACCAGGAGCACUAGGACUGCCGUGAAAGCCGGCCCCAUCCUCUGAAGCUGCCUCCACACCACCAACACCUCUGUCCUCCCCUGCUUCCUUCCCUUCAGCUCAGCUGCCAGCCAAGCCUCUCACCAGCCAUGCCACUCAGCUUUCCUCUGUGGAAGCCGACCACUUUCCCCUUCUCUGCAGGCAGAAUUUGAUUCUGAAUACAGACGGCUUUAAUCGGCUCCUGUGUGCGGAGGAAAAUUGUUUCAUUGCCGUUCCCUCCACCAUUCUUCUCCUAUUCCUUCUUCUCUGCCUCUUCCUCCUCUUUCAGUCCCGUACCUUUUGAUCAUGGGCCAGUUUGAUCGAUAAUGUGUUUUGACGUUCGUCUCAUCUGACAGUCCUGCUGAGGAACAAGCAAGUCGAGAGAACAGCAAACCUCUGACAUUGCCAGCACUGGCCCUGGGUGACAAGCGCUGAAGGAUUUCCAUUUGAGGCACAGACAGACACUUAGGAUGGGUCAUAGGUGGUAGGGGAGUCCAAGGCCUUAAAGCCUUUAUUCAGAUCCGAACCUGGGGACAAAACCACUGGAGUCUGGCUUUUUCCCAUGUCCUUAACCUAUUCUUUGUCAACAUUUGUCCCAGUUUUGUUUGAAAUAUACCAACAUAAUUAUAAUUGCAUUUGCUGGACACCUAUUCCUCCUAAUCGACCCCUCCUGUCUGCUUUGAAAUGGCGGUGAAUGUGACACCGAUCCGGGACACAAAGUGGCUGACACUGGAGGUCUGUCGGGAAUUCCAGAGAGGAACUUGCUCACGACCGGACAACGAGUGCAAGUUCGCCCACCCUGCCAAGAGCUGUCAAGUGGAAAAUGGCAGAGUCAUAGCUUGUUUUGACUCACUCAAGGGCCGCUGUUCCAGGGAGAACUGUAAGUACCUGCAUCCUCCUCCUCACCUAAAGACACAGUUGGAGAUCAAUGGAAGGAACAACCUCAUCCAGCAGAAAAACAUGGCCAUGCUAGCCCAGCAGAUGCAGCUCGCCAACGCCAUGAUCCCCGGCACACAGCUACAGCCUGUGCCCAUGUUUUCAGUCACGCCCAGCCUUGCAACCAAUGCCAAUGCUGCAGCAGCAGCAGCCACUGCGUUCAACCCCUACCUUGGUCCCGUGUCGCCCGGCCUGAUGCCUGCUGACAUCUUGCCCAGUGCGCCUGUACUGGUCACCAGCAACCCCAGCGUCCCUGUACCUGCUGCUGCUGCUGCUGCUGCUGCACAGAAACUCAUGAGGACAGACAGACUGGAGGUAUGUCGGGAAUACCAGCGGGGUAACUGCACACGUGGGGAGAAUGACUGCCGAUUUGCCCACCCGGCAGAUAGCACUAUGAUUGACACCAACGACAACACAGUCACUGUGUGCAUGGACUACAUAAAGGGCCGUUGCUCGAGGGAGAAGUGCAAGUACUUUCACCCUCCGGCCCACCUGCAGGCCAAAAUCAAAGCUGCCCAACACCAAGUGAACCAGGCUGCAGCUGCUGCAGCCAUGACUCAGUCGGCUGUCAAAUCACUGAAGCGACCCCUCGACGCAACCUUUGACCUGGGGCUCCCUCCCGUCUUGCCUCCUUUACCAAAGAGACCUGCACUUGAAAAAGCCAACGGUGCCACCACUAUGUUCAAUGCUGGUGUGUUCCAGUACCAACAGGCCCUGGCCAACAUGCAGUUUCAGCAGCAGGCUGCUUUCAUACCAUCAGGCUCGAUAUUGUGCAUGACACCUGCAACAAGUGUUGUACCCAUGAUGCACGGUGCUUCUCCAGCCACUGUGUCUGCAGCCACCACAUCUGCCACAAGUGUUCCCUUUGCAACAGCAACAGCAAAUCAGAUUCCAAUAAUAUCUGCAGACCAUCUGACUAGUCACAAGUAUGUGACCCAGAUGUAGGAGUCUCAGUCAGAACAAUGGAACUGGAGCGUGCUGGUGUCGAGUCCAAGAUUAGCAUCACCCUUCAUGCCCGUAACAUCAAGAGUGGAAUGGAAAGCCAAAUCUGAAAUGCUUCAGAAUAAAUCUGCAUGUUAACAUGGGAGGCACAGUUUGUUAGAAAUGUUUCAUGUGAGGUUCACUAUCACACAGCAACAGAAAAGAACAUCAUUACAUUAAAGACUGCCUUUGGUUCUGCAGAGGCUACUAACCUUUAUUCACCAGACACAUUUUGAAUGUUAACAUGAGGUAAAUGCACGGAGCAGUCGUCAGGAAAGCCGACUGAAUUGGUACAUCCAUUGACCAAGAAUCAUGUGCUGUUUGUUUAUUCAUUGGUUGUUGGUCUUUGACUUAAAUGUCUUUAUUUGUUUACACAAAGGUGCACCUUGUAUUUCAGUUGGGGUAAAAGAAACUAAUAAUUUUACUGAACCACAUAAGCAUGCACAAUGAUUUUUUUUUUUUUUGAUUUGGGUUUUUCUGAUUUUGUUUUUGUUAAACUGGUGAUAAGGGAAUUUACAUGAGUGCACUCAGAGUAAAAAUAGCAACUGAAUGUCUGUUAGGUGUCUUUCAAACCUUUGUAGCCUACCUUUUUAUCUCUUAAGCACAUGUCUUUAACCUUGUAGGCAUCCCUGUAAAGUGCCAUACAUCUCAAAAAAUACACAAAUGGUAUUCAAGCAGUGUUGCAAAGUAUUAAUUUCAACAAUUCCCUUUAAUAUGUCUCUUUUCUCUCUUGGGCAGCAUGAAAUGUCCAAUUUCAUGACCUCUCAUUACCUGUAAAUCCCAGUACCAACACUGUUAAUUUGAUCACUUUCACCAAAUCCUCUACCUACUGACUGAUUAACUUUAACCUUUUUUUCUUAAACUGUUGUUGUCAGUUGUUAGACAUGAAAUGACUAGAUCAUAGAUCUGUCUGUCCAUGCAGAAAGUUUUGAAUUGUGUGUAGGUUUUUGGCCUGUGAGAGACCAAAGACUCUCUCUAUGACAUCUUAAUAAAUAGUUUGGAAGCCACAGGGCGAUCAGUUUGUGUCCAAAAUGCUGUGAGACAGAAGUAAAAAUCUGCAAAGCAUCUGGUGAUGAGUAUAUGAGUUGUGUGACAUGACUUGUUUUUUUUUUUUUGUAUGGUUAAGCAUAUUUUAAGGCACGCUGUCGAAGUAGAGUCAGUGUAGUGUACAUAUAGUCCAAUAUAUUUAAAAGCAUUUGUUUAAUACCUGAGAACUGUUUUUCAGAUAGCCAAAGUCUUUUUGUGUCGCUGUUAUUAGGUCUUUUGGAUAGACUAGUGGGGCUAAAAUUUGAAAACGCAUAGCCCAAGGAAGGUGUGUUUGGGUGUUUAGAGUAGAUCUCUACAACUCUUUGUUUUGUUGUGUUCUGGGUGUUCUUCAGGCAUAUUUAAUUGUUGGAUAAUACAGGGAAAGUGGCAAGAAUAAAAAACGAUUGUAUUACUCAUCCAAAGCCUUAGAAUGUACCAUCGGGUCAGCACAAUGCAACAUGCCAUUAUGAACCAUCCAGUUGCCUAAUCCACGCCAUAUUAACACACACAGAGCACUAUGUAACUGUCACAUUUUGUCAGUGUUUUCUUAACUUUAUUGUAGUUUGUUUCUUUCUUAGACAAGGAGUGUUUCAUUUUGGUUGGAAAAUAUUUUGAUAUUAGUUUGAAUUUUUAGUUUUGCUUACUGUAUUAUAUUUAUCUUUACGAUAAUGAAUAUAAGGUACAGUGUGUUUGUUUGUGUGUCCCUCAUGCACAGUUUCCUGAAAUUCCAUGUAAUGUUAAUUUUAUUAUGAUUAUGAUUGUAAACUCAAUAUUUUCUAUGUUAUGCAUAUUGUUGAACCGUAUGCAUAUUGUUUCAUUUCUCUAGUAUUUUUGUGUUCUUUGAACAAAGAUGUUUUAUAUGAGUAUCUAACAGUGAUGAAAUAAUAGAACUGAGAGGCUUGGUUGUCACUAUGGCAACCACUGCCAAAUACCUGAGUAAUAUUUUAAUGAUUGUAAGGUUUGUAAUUAGUCACUUAAGAAAAAAAUAUAUUAUAAAAAUCUAGUUAUUAGAUGUUUAGAGUAAAGAUGUUAUUUUCUACUGUAUCCAUUUCAAUUAGUAAAUAUUGUUUAAAUAUUUCUACUCUCCCUGGAAAUUGGGCCAUGUUGGAAAACAAGCUGCAUAUUUAAUCACUUUUAUGGGCGUUUCUGGUGGGGUCAAUGUGAACGUGGCAAGUUGGAAACAAGCCUCGGCACUCCUUUCUUACUUCGCCAACUGCAAACAACAAGGGUGGGUGGGGAAUACUGAGGCUGUAAAGGUGAUAAAGGUUGACUUUUUUGCACUUCUGUACAUAGUCAAAAAAGAGAGAAUCAUGUAUAUUGAGAUCUUAUUUUGAAUAAAAAAAAUGUCUAUAAUGACAAGGAAUUUUGCUAGGAUAACAACAAAAAUCUUAUGAAAGGCUGAACACAAUUGCUUGCAUUAAAAGGGCACUGAGUUCUCGCUCUCCUACCCCUUUCAGAAAAGGCCAAGUGUUGCUCUUCUUUUUUGUCAGCAGCUUGUAGUUUGCCAGGUAGCCUUCAGGAGGAGGUGUCCACUGCCCUCCAGUAAGAGCCUGACUGGGUUUGUUUGCCUGAACUCACAGGUUUGUGUGUCAUGGCCACACCCCUUCCAGGCCCAACCAAUCACAACACGUCCUGUCUCCUUACCUUACUCAGAAAGGAAUGCAUGUUAAAGGAAAUACAUAUACUGUUAAAAAAAAAGAGAAAAAAAAUCACAACACAGUAAUAUUGAAUAAGAAAACAUUUACAUAGAAAGAUGUAUUUACAGUAUACAAUAUUCUAUAAAUGUAAUGGAUUAAAAUAUAUAUAAAAAAACAAAAAUAGAAUAGUGGUUUAUUUAAAAAAAAAAAAAAUAUAGAAACUAUACUCACUACAG
Messenger RNA from Melanotaenia boesemani (Boeseman's rainbowfish), 5106 nucleotides. Its product is annotated as muscleblind-like protein 1. Gene Ontology annotation, molecular function: metal ion binding. Lineage: Eukaryota; Metazoa; Chordata; Actinopteri; Atheriniformes; Melanotaeniidae. The coding region runs from base 975 to 2171 and encodes 398 amino acids. The transcript is spliced from 11 exons. The record is from RefSeq and is a predicted model, not a curated record.